Messenger RNA from Arachis stenosperma, 399 nucleotides. RefSeq lists its product as uncharacterized. Bases 1 to 399 code for a protein of 132 amino acids. NCBI's taxonomy places the organism in Eukaryota, Viridiplantae, Streptophyta, Magnoliopsida, Fabales, Fabaceae. The record is from RefSeq and is a predicted model, not a curated record. The transcript has a single exon.
AUGGGAUUUGGUUGGAGGUGGAGGGAAUGGGUGACGGAGUGUGUUAGUACCGCCUCGAUGUUGAUUUUGAUAAAUGGUUCACCAACUAAACCAUUUAAGAUGGAGAAGGGUUUGAGACAAGGUGACCUACUGUCUCUAUUUUUGUUUGUUCUUAUUGUUGAUGUCCUGCAUAGGAUGGUAGGGGAGGCAGUCAGAAAUAGACGUAUUUUGCCUUUGCUGGUUGGCAAGGAUAAUAUAGAGUUAUCACAUCUUCAGUUUGCAUAUGACACUAUAUUAUUUUGCCUGCCGGAGGAGAAGACCAUCAGAAACUAUGCCAGUUUGCUGAGGUACUUUGAGAUGAUGUCAGGGUUAAGUAUAAACUUCGAUAAGUCCAGUCUGAUUCCAAUCAACUACGAAUAG